AUACAUACUUACUAAUCGUUUAGCACAAUAUUAGGUAAAUAAUCAUUUAUCAGUGAUUAAUUCCCACUACUUAUAUUAGCCGAUUGACUAAGGUUACAUAAAUAUACAUCUGCAUGGCGAUAUAUUAUCUUUAUCUUUGACCCGGUUCUUAGUAAUGUAAUGAAACCCUGCAGUAGAUACUACAGUGGUGUUCUGGGCUUCGUAUGUGAUACAACUUAAACACUAAUCAGUAAUCACUUGUUUAAUUAUACGUCUUGUCACUUGUGCCAAAGUUAUAUAUUAUUAUUAAAAUAUAAUAUAAAAUAUACGUUUAUGAUGUAUUCAGACUCCAGUUCGUCAGAUGAAGAAUUUUUAGCUUUAACAGCUUUAUUAGAAAAUGGUGAUACUUCUUCUAUAGGUGAUAAAAGAUUAUGGGUCCAUCAAAUAAAUGUAGAGCGAAAAACGUACGGUGAAUAUCACACACUGAUGCCCCAACUCAGAAAAGACCCUAAACGGUUCUAUUUGUAUUUUCGCAUGAAUAGCGAAUGUUUUGACCAAUUGCUUAGUUUUAUAUACAAGGAUAUCGAGAAACAGCUAACUAGUUUUAGAGAACCAAUAUCUCCAGAAGAACGCCUAGUUGUAGCUCUCAGGUUUUUAGCUACAGGAGAUUCUUACAAAACAAUUGGCUAUAGUUUUCGAAUGGGGUUUUCAACUGUUAGUAAUAUUAUUAAGGAAGUAUGUGAAGCUAUAAAUCGAAAAAUGAUAAACAUAUAUUUACCUGAACCAACACAAUCAACGUGGUUACAGUCAGCAGAAACAUUUUUACAGAAGUGGAAUUUUCCAAAUGCCAUCGGUAGCAUCGAUGGUAAACAUGUUACCAUAAAAUGUCCUAAUAAUACCGGUUCAAGACACUUCUGUUACCUAAAAAAAUUUUCAGUCGUCCUCAUGGCCAUUGUGGAUGCAGAUUAUAAGUUUGUUUGUGUAGAUAUAGGUGGAUAUGGCCGUAAUAGUGACGGAGGAAUUUUUGAAGCAUCAAUUAUGGGACAACGUUUUCAAAAUAAAACAAUAAAUGUACCCGUCGACCAACCAUUACCUAAUCAACAGGAACCAACACCAUAUGUACUAUUGGGAGACGAAGCUUUUCCAUUGAAAUCAUACUUAAUGAGGCCAUUUCCCUACCGUCAGUCAAGGCAAGAACAUACAAAAGAUUUGUUUAACUACAGAUUAUGCCGUGCUAGACGCGUCGUAGAAAAUGCAUUUGGAAUUUUGUCUAAAAAAUUUAGAAUUUACUCCAGACCAUUGGAAAUGAACGUAGAUACAGUAAAUACUGUUGUACUGGCUACAUGUAUUUUGCACAAUUUUUUAAGAGUUAAUACAUCAGGCGAUACAGAUUAUUUUGAAUAUAUUGAACAAGAACAAACACCCGACUUGAAUGCAUUAGAGAGUUUAAUAAACGAUCCCAGAAGAGGAUCCAAUGAGGCUUUUGAAGUGAGAAAUAAAUUUAUAAACUGGUUUAUUCAAAAUGAAUUGUAAGUGUAAUGUUUGUACACAUUAUUUUUGCAGUUUAGUUUAAUAUUACAUUAUAAUAUUAUUAUUUA
Molecule: messenger RNA, 1577 nt
Organism: Myzus persicae (green peach aphid)
Lineage: Eukaryota; Metazoa; Arthropoda; Insecta; Hemiptera; Aphididae
Product: putative nuclease HARBI1
Exons: 3
Coding region: 313-1512 (399 amino acids)
Source: RefSeq, a predicted model, not a curated record